Peromyscus maniculatus bairdii (prairie deer mouse) is the source of this 718-nucleotide messenger RNA. The record is from RefSeq and is a predicted model, not a curated record. Lineage: Eukaryota; Metazoa; Chordata; Mammalia; Rodentia; Cricetidae.
CAUAGGGACAGCUAAGUGCCUCACAGAGGAGUCAAGGUGUCUCAUUUCUGAAGUGAGACUAGGAGGAGAAAAUGAACAAUUCCCUGGAUUACCUGGCCUACCCUGUUAUCGUCUCUAAUCACAGGCAAAGCACAACCUUCAGGAAGAAACUGGACUUUGGCCACUACAUAUUACACAAGAAUAGAGUACAAAUAGUGAAGCCUGCUGUUGAUACCAGACCUCCAGUGGCGCACACACAUCACAUUUUAAAAUUGAGCAAACUCCAGGGUGAACAAAAGAGAAUUGACAAGAUCGAAUAUGAAAAUAAACAACUAUGCCAGAAAAUCGCCAACGCCCAUCGCGGCCCCGCCAAGGUGGACUGCUGGAAUGAGUAUCUUUCGAAAAGCUUAAACAGAGAAGCAAGGAACCGAGAGCUAGUGAGAAUCACCAUGGAAAACCAGGGCAUUCUAAAGAGGCUGGGUGACCGCAAACCUCACUAUGACCGCAGGGUGUCGGAGGUGGACUGGCAGAAUUCAAGGCGCUAUAUCAGAAACACAACAAGAUACCUUAUCUCCCAGCAAGAAUAGGAAGGAAGAAGUGGAUACCCAGACUCUCCAAAGAAUAGUGCUGCUGUGGGUAUCCCCUCCUUUCUCCUCCUCCUCUGCCUCCUCCUCCUCUUACCUGUCCUCCCCCUCCCUUCCUCUGGACAUAAGGUUACUCACCAUGGAAAAGACACAGA